ACUUUUGAAUAUAUGGCUACAUAUGCUAUGACUCAUAAGCAUGCACUUGCAUCACGUACUUACGACAUGUGCAUCACGAAACUCACGACAACCAGCAAGGAUGACCUGAGGACAUUAACAGGGUCCCUGGUGCAAGGUGACAGCCGGCUGGUUCCAGCGAACGCUCCCGCUGCACCCGGCAUGUCUGUCUCCAAAUGCAUGCAGCACCUGCCGGGCACGCUGUGGCGCUGGCGAUUCUCGCUGCUGUUCGCCGCUCUGCUCAGUCUGGUGGCGUUAGGCUACCUGCAGACCUCCUCGGACCUGGUGCGCCUCGCGCGCCGGCCCUCCUGGCUCGACCCCGCCCGUCACCGCUCCGAGGGGGUCGAGCUGCCUCGCACCCCAGAAGUGUGGGAUGAGCGACCCGCCCACGCACCGCUGGUGCCAGCGCGCCGUGUGGUGCACCUGGACCUGAAGGGCGCACCACCGACCGCGGCGUACCUGACCCGUCUGCUGCCGCUGAUUCGGCGGCUCGGCGGCACGGGUCUGCUCCUCGAGUGGGAGGACAUGUUCCCGUUCUCAGGAGCGCUGCGUCCGGCGGCGGCGCGUAACCACUACAGCCGCGCCGAGGUGCGCCGCAUCCUGGCCGAGGCGCGCCGCCAGGGCCUGCAGGUGAUCCCGCUCGUGCAGACAUUCGGCCACUUGGAGCUGUUCCUCAAGCUGGAGCCGUUCGCGCACCUGCGCGAGACGCCCGCCCAGCCGGCCGCCCUCUGCCCGUCGCGCAACGAGUCUUUCCGCCUGGUGCAGAAGAUCGUCGACCAAGUGAUGGAGAUGCAUCGGGGCACGCCGUUCCUGCACAUCGGCUGCGACGAGGUCUACCACAUGGGCGUCUGCGAGCUCUGCCGCACGCAGAUGCGCGACGACCUGUACCUGGAGCACGUCACGCGCGUGGCGCGCUACGUGCGCGAGCGGUACAACGCGCGGCCGCUCAUCUGGGACGACAUGAUGCGUCAUAUCCCGGGCGAUGUGCUCCGCCGCUCUGGCAUCGCCGAACUAGUUGAGCCGAUGGUCUGGGUGUACGCCGAGGACGUGUACCGCUUCGUCGGGCCGAACGUGUACGACGCGUUCGCGGAGGUGUUUCCGCACGUGUGGGGCGCGAGCGCGUACAAGGGCGCGUUCGGCGAGACGCUGACCGUGCCGCCCAUCACCCGUCACCUGGACAACACGCUCAACUGGCUGGACGUCAUGCGCCGCGAGGGCCCCAAGUUCUCCGAGGGCUUCCGCGGCCUGGUGCUGACCGGCUGGCAGCGCUACGACCACAUGGCCGUGCUGUGCGAGCUGCUGCCGGCGGCCAUACCGUCGCUGGCCGUCAGCCUGGUGGCCGCCUCGCACGGCUUUUUCAACAGCUCGCUGCAGGACCUGCUGUACAACACACUCGGCUGCCCCAGCGCGCCGCACGAGCUGCUGUCCAGCUUGGCCACCGACCCGCAAGGCUCGUACGCCUUCUCCGCGUGCGACUUCCCUGGCAGCGAGUUCUUCAAGUUCACGGGCCAGCUGGAGUCGGCCGUGGCGCAGGCCGAAGAGUUCUUUGCCACUGCCACUCAGCGCAAGGGGUGGUUGACCGAGUACAAUAUCAACCGCAACUACACCAACCCAUUCCGCGUGGACGAGGUGCUCGAGAUGUUCUACAGCGUGCAGUACACGAUGAAGUCGGCCGUAAGCUCCGCGCGUGACGCGCUGCAGGACGUGGUGGACCGUUAUACGGUGGCCGAGUGGGUGGAGCAGCACGUGCUGCCGUGGCUGCGCCGGCUGGAGACGCUGCGCGCGCAGGGCGAGGCGCUGAAGCGGCGCGCCGUCUGGCCUCGUCGGCCGCUGCCCAUGCUGCAGGCGCUGGCCCAGUACGGGCUGAACGUGAGCGAGGCGGCCGCUCCCCGGCGGCCUGGCGCCCCUCGGAACUGGGCGCAGCGGCGCCGGGACCGGGCCGAGCGGCUGCCGUAG
Molecule: messenger RNA, 1974 nt
Organism: Pollicipes pollicipes
Lineage: Eukaryota; Metazoa; Arthropoda; Thecostraca; Pollicipedomorpha; Pollicipedidae
Product: hexosaminidase D
Exons: 4
Coding region: 13-1974 (653 amino acids)
Biological process (GO): carbohydrate metabolic process
Molecular function (GO): hexosaminidase activity
Source: RefSeq, a predicted model, not a curated record